UCAUAGCACAUUCAUCAGUCGCCAUCAACAACCGAUUUGAUGCACUCGUUCAUCUCCGUUAGUUCAGCGACGAAGUGAAAGUGAACGGUACUCGAUAUUCAGCAUAGAAGCGUGCCGGGCGAAUUUGUUGACUUAUUUGGCUUGCCAUGAGCAAUUUAAGUGUGUUCAGUCUGCUCCUCAUUUUCGCUGCUUCCUGCUACGUUUCUGGCGGCACUGAGGCAGCCAGCAAGAAUGACGACGACUUUCUGCAGGUCAUAAAUUUCGGAAAAUUGCCGAAUAGUCCAAAACCGUAUACACCCAUACAAGAACAACAGAAACAGCUAAAGCAUGAAAAAGUUCGUAAACAGUUUGGUAAGCGGUCGAUGUUGGCUUCAGAGGCCGCCACAGCGAAUGCACCAUCCACCAUGAGGACACGUCAGAAGCGCUCUCAGCAUGCUCUGGCCACCACAGAGGAGUAUCUCAAAAGCAUGCCGACUUAUACCUACAACCUGGCAUUACUUAAUAUAUUGCAAAGUCUAAGAAGGCAACUUUCCGACAUCGAGUUGGCGCGUUUGCGUUCGCGCCUCAGUCGCAGCGCCGCCGCCGAUUUACAAUUGUUCAAUGAAAUCUACAACAAUAAUAACAACAAUGGAGAGUACCCUGGCGAGACGGACAGCAGCAGCAAAAAUAGCGAUGGCAUUGGUUUGGCCCGCGGUGACACCGACACUGGCAUGGGAAUGGGCGUGAGCAUGGGCGAGGCGGGUGGCGUUGGCGGUGCCGCUAAUGACAUGCUUGCCAAUGACAUUGAGGAUCUUAGCGUGCCGUGGCAAUUGGCGGCGCGAGUCAGCAAAAAGUCCUCAGCACUCUACAAACCGCGUUUGGGCAAACGAACGCAAAAACAACAACAACCAGCAGCUUGCAACUAAAACGUAGCGCCGAGGGGAGUGCGGCAAUCGGUUUCGAAGUGCUGCGUAGACACGGAGGACAACCGAGUAUCAGUUUUUGAAGCGAGCGAGUUGAAAUGAGGGUCAGCACAAGUGGUUGGGACACGGACAUUCUGAUUCAAAUCCAAUUGUAACACUAUAUUAUCAACAUACACCCUACAUGUGAAGGCAUGCAUCUCAUUGGAACAUAUAUGUGCUAAAGCAGUUGUGAGAGUAGCGUUAAAAUGGAAUUAAUACUUGUAGUUGUAAUAUUCGAGAGGUGCCAGGACAUUCUUCUUUAUUUGCCUUAGCAAUUUAUGUAUUCCUAAAUGUUGAUUAAAUAUGGAAAAAUGUGAUUUAGACAAAUUUUAUACACAUAUUCUAUCCAAAUGCACUCGUCAUAAAAUAAACGAUUAAACACUAA
This is a messenger RNA of Bactrocera dorsalis (oriental fruit fly), 1326 nucleotides long. RefSeq lists its product as uncharacterized. NCBI's taxonomy places the organism in Eukaryota, Metazoa, Arthropoda, Insecta, Diptera, Tephritidae. The record is from RefSeq and is a predicted model, not a curated record. The coding region runs from base 147 to 905 and encodes 252 amino acids. The transcript is spliced from 4 exons.